AUGUGGCGAACUGGUUUACUGUUUUCAGUUAUAUUGUAUACAAUAGUUUCAAAUGUUACAACGGCGCCAACAUACAACUACUAUUCACGCGGCCCAUCCUACUUAGUAAACAAUGUACCUGAAGUAACCGCUAGACCUAAGCAGCCAUUCCUUGAAGUUCGUAACGCGACAUAUCAUGGCAGUGGACCCCGUGAAGAAGCUCGUGCCAUGUGCUCUGUCAAGACGCAAGAGGUCAACGCCACUGCUAACGCUACCAUCACUAGACGGCUACACGGAGUUGUCACAUCUAGAGAGCUUCACAGUUCAAUCCAGCGGUUAGAAGUGAUUAUCUACGGCCAGAUGCAGCAGCUUUGGAAAAGCUUAGAUGCCUUACGUGUGCAGCUCGUCGAUGGCCGCUCUGCUCGAGCAGCCGUAGCUAAAGUGCAGUAUCCUGACAGGCAUAGUGUUUCAUUUAAUUUACCUUCCCGUAGGAUGAAUAGGGACUAUCAUUAA
Arctia plantaginis is the source of this 492-nucleotide messenger RNA. NCBI's taxonomy places the organism in Eukaryota, Metazoa, Arthropoda, Insecta, Lepidoptera, Erebidae. The record is from the annotation of a GenBank genome assembly.